UGGCAUAGCCACUGACAGGACAGGCCAUUUCAUGAAGAACUUCCUGUUACCAGUCCAGUCCUGUCAGAAUUAGUUCCUGUGUUUCUGUGGAGAGCUGUGGACAGCUGACAGGGGCCAGGAGCUUUACCUGCCUGAGGUGUGGAAGACCAUGCUGAGAUGGAGAGCAGCUGCAGAGGCUUCCUGGCCAUGCUCCUCUUCCUGGCAGGACUGACAGCUUCUGGCUCCAGUAAUCGUAUCAUAGAAGGUCCCCAGAAUGCAACAGUCCUGAAGGGCUCGGAGGCUCGCUUCAACUGCACCGUGUCCUUGGACUGGAAGCUCAUCAUGUGGGCUCUCAAAGGUGUCGUAGUGGUGAGCCUCACGCCUCAGGAGCCCAUCAUCACAAACAACCGCUUCACCUCUGCCAAUUACAGCGUGGAUGGCAACUUCGUCUCGGAGAUGAUCAUCCACGACGCACAGCCCAGCGACUCGGGGCCCGUGCAGUGCAGCCUCCAGAACAGCGACCUGUUCGGAACUGCCUUCCUUUCCGUGCAAGUUAUGGGGACGUUGGACAUUCCUGGUGGCAGCCUUAUGGUCACUGAGGGCGAGCCCUAUAAUGUCACUUGCUAUGCCCUGGGCUGGACUCCACUCCCAGAAAUUUCUUGGGAGGUCCAGGUCCCGGUAAGCCAUUCCAGUGAUUUCUCCUUUCUGGAGUCGGGUGGUGCCGUGAGCAUCCUGGCUCUCACACCGCUGGGCAACGGGUCGCUGACUUGUGUGGCCAAUCUGAAGAGCGUGCAGGCCAGCAGUUCCCUAACUGUCAACCUGACUGUGGUUCAUCCUCCACUGGACAGCGUUGACAGGGCAGACUCGUCACUGCCGACCUGGGCCAUCGUUCUCCUGGCUGUGUCCCUGUCGUUACUCCUGAUCCUGAUCAUAGUUCUCAUCAUAAUAUUCUGCUGCUGUUGUGUCUCUGGGAGAGAAAAAAAGGAAUCUAGUUAUCAAAAUGAAAUAAGUCAUCUUCAGACUGAUCUUCACCUCUAUCUCUUCUCUAUGCUGAGAAGUACACAAAAUUCAUUUAAAAAAUAAAAAGGGAAGAAAUGUCACGCCAUCUCCAAUGGAGCCCGCAUGAGAUCCUCCGCGGUUGAGGCUGAAACUUCAAGGAAGGUUGCCUCUUGGAACUGGCAGUGCAAAGAUCUUCAGUGUACUUGGCUGUAUUUUGCUUGCUAUUAUCUUUAUGACUGUCAUACUUUUAUGGGUAUCUAGGGGACAUGGAGAGGACUUGGUGUCCUUGGUUUGGCUUCAGGGCUUGCCUUUUGAUCAAAACCUUGAUGUUGAGGAUAAGGUCCUAGGAACUCGGUUUCCUCAGAUGACCUUGUCUCCUGAUGCACCUUUACUGCUUAAAGCUGUAAUAGAAGCUGCUGGAAACAAUCAGUCAUGGAAUAUCAUGGACAGAAUAAAACAAGCAGAGCUAAUGCUGGAAAGUCCUAAAGAUGAUGUAUUUCUUACAGGACAGACAAGUCAGAGAAAAGACCCUAAUUCUGGUACUAGAAGAAAAAGAAAGUGACCACCAACUGUUAUGACUAAUUUUGGUCCGGCUUAGGUUUUGGCAGGAGGUAGAUUAUGGCAUCCACCGAAAGGGAAAGAAAGUAUGUAUAAAAUUCCAGAACCUACGGAUGAACCACUGCCUUUUACAGGAGCCUAUGAUAAGGAAGGGGGUAUAUGGGUUAAUAUAGGAGGAAAAAGGAUUUCUCGGUAUUCAUUAAAAUUCAUGGACAGACUUGCCAGAUCUAGGCCACCUUGGUGCCCGCUUAGUAAGAAACAAAAGGAGAGCAUACGGAGACAAUUAAAGAAUGUGUUUAUUUCUUGGAAAAAAAAGAUGGGAUAAUUAUAUUUAUAAGUCCCAUACUUGAAAGGAUUUCAUAAAAACUACAGGAUUAGAAUAAAAUACUAAUACUGCUUGGGGUUUGGGACUGUAUAAUAAACAGGAAAAAAAAAACAAAUAUAAAGCAACAGUAUUGUAAAUCACCUGAAAUUCAAAUAAAAAUACUAAUGAUUAUAGAGCUAAUAUUGAAAGCACAUAUUGGUUUGAGGUCAUCUCACUGUGUAACCACAGAAUAUAAAAAAGUUUCCAAUGUAAACUCACCAAAAUAAAAAAGAGAAACUUUCUGUUUAGCACUAGCUGGUGCUUGUUAAGAUAACAGCGUACUCUGACAAUACAUUUUGAUCAACCUGUGUUUCACUUUUGUUUCUGAAAUCAGAAUUCUUAAAAAAGAUUAACCACAAAAAAUGGCUUAUUAAUGUAACCAUAUAAUUCUACAAUAUAUAAUCUGAGCCCUACAGCUACAAAAAUACACUCAGACCUUCACGAAA
Messenger RNA from Nannospalax galili (Upper Galilee mountains blind mole rat), 2346 nucleotides. RefSeq names its product immunoglobulin superfamily member 5 (gene Igsf5). The transcript has 7 exons. NCBI's taxonomy places the organism in Eukaryota, Metazoa, Chordata, Mammalia, Rodentia, Spalacidae. Bases 157 to 1062 code for a protein of 301 amino acids. The record is from RefSeq and is a predicted model, not a curated record. Gene Ontology annotation, biological process: cell-cell adhesion.